Messenger RNA from Penaeus indicus, 683 nucleotides. RefSeq names its product protein FAM32A-like. NCBI's taxonomy places the organism in Eukaryota, Metazoa, Arthropoda, Malacostraca, Decapoda, Penaeidae. The transcript is spliced from 3 exons. Gene Ontology annotation, cellular component: nucleolus. The record is from RefSeq and is a predicted model, not a curated record. The coding region runs from base 84 to 323 and encodes 79 amino acids.
AGGGCUCUCUCAAGCUGAAGGGAGUCGAUGAUUCAGGAGUUAAGAAGAAAAAGAAGAAGAAGAAGAAGGACCUUGAGCGACAGAUGGAAGCAAGUAUUAGACGUGAAACCGAGGCUGAAAUUCAGAAGGAAGUAUCUACCAGUUCAUCGCGAUCAUAUACAGAGGCAGAGAAGAGAUUUUUAGAACGAAAAAGAAAAAUGGAAGCUGAACGUAUCCUGAAGAAAGCUAGCUUGACACAUAAGGAAAAAGUUGAAGAAUUCAACAGACAUUUGGAUUCUCUUACUGAACACUUUGAUAUUCCCAAAGUAUCAUGGACCAAGUGAAGUGGGAAGAAUUACAUACGGGUUUGUUUGUUUUUUUACAAUUAUUAUAGAAAGCUUUUUUUCUUUCUUUCCUGUAUAUUAUAGAAACAAGGUUUUUGUUUCUUUCCCUUAUGGUUCAGAUAUUGGGAAAAAAAAAAAAUUGUAACUAUUGAGUAAAUGACUGGAUUUAUCGAAAAUCAUUUUAUUUAUCUUUGUUAUUGUGUUGCUUUAUUAGUCGUAGCUAUGCAAGAGAUGCAAAGGGAGAAAGCAAAUAGAAGCCCAAUAUGUAUAUUCUGUUCAUUGCAUGAUGUAAUUAGAAAAUGAAUAUUUUUCAUGUCAAGAUUUUAACUGUAAGUUGGAUAUAAUAAAAGCAAAAAUAUG